AUGUCUUGUACAUUAUUACUCUGUUUUAUCCACGGAUUCAAGGGUACUGACAAUACCUUUCAAGAAUUCCCAUAUGACCUCAAAAAAGCAGUUGGUAAAGAAUUACCAGACUGUAAAGUCGAAUCUGUUGUCUAUCCCAAAUAUGAGACAUCUGGAGAACUCGCCCAGGCCUCAGAGGGGUUUCUGGGAUGGCUCAAGGAACGAGUCAUGGACAUUCGAAAGGAAAAGUCCGAGAAGCCAUGGCCUCCUCACGACAGAGAUGUCGGCGUCGUCCUCGUUGCGCACAGCAUGGGAGGCUUUGUAGCCGCAGACUCUCUCUUCUUAGCUAUAAAUGAAAGAGCCAACAACGGAGACGAAACCGACCCCUUGUUCCCCCUGAUCCAAGGCAUUCUCACUUUCGACACUCCCUACAACGGCCUUGCCCGCUCCAUGUUCGUCUACGGUGCUUUUUCAAACUACCAAAAAGUCAACAGUGUCUUCAACGUCAUGACAGCUAUAUCGGCCGCCGCACCUGCCAGUCUCGCUCGUCUAAGUGCUCGAAGAGCUGCUACCACCGCUGUCACCACCACUUCGCGAGGACCCCAGUGGAAGACAUGGCAGCUGGUAGCCGUCAAGACAGGGACAGUCGGCGCCAUCGCAGCGGGUGGCGUAGCAGCUUAUAUGAACCGAGAGCUCAUCAUGCAAGGAAUGAAGAGCGUCAAGAAUAUCAACAAGGAGUCCGUUGCUGAAGGAUACCGCCAAAGCAUGGAUGCUCUCGGUCAAGGUCUGGCUUACAUCAACCGUGGCAACGUCGGAAAGUCCUUUGCUUGGCUCUCAGAUCAUGUCACCUUCGUUGGUGCACUUCUUAGACAAAAGGAGCUCAACCGUCGACUUGAACGCAUUGGGUCACUCAAAGGCAUUGGCAUGCACGACUUUUACUGUUCUCUCGGUGAGAAUGGCUACUGGAGUGGUGGCUACUUCGUCCCUGAGCGGACGUUCUGCGCUAUUCCUGAAGAUAGCCACUCAGCAUAUCCUAUCUUUGAGAGAUGCGUCAUGCUCAAGGCCGACGAUGAGGUUGAAGCGCAUAUGAACAUGUUCAGACCCGAAAAGCAUCGCGGAUAUGAAGAGAUGACGGAUAAAUCAGCUGAGCUUGUCAAGAAGUGGUUCUUGAGCGAGGAAAAUGUUGUCGAUGAUCCCAAAUUCCGAGAAACACCGCCUGAAGAAACAGAAGAGACUGAAAAGGCCAAGGAGAUUCUCGAGAAGGAUCCAGGUGCACAAGAGAACGAGAAUGCCGAAGGUGUUGACAAAGAUAAAGACAAUGAGUUUCCAGACGAGUCACCCCUCGAUAUCGCCAACGCCGCAUCGCUUGUGCCACUCCCCGACGAUAAAGGAGACGACAUCAUUGGCGACGGAAACAUUGAGGGCGCCGAUACCGUCGAGAAACGAAACUACCUCAACUAUCUCUUCGGUGUGGCUCAAUCUGCAGGUACAGAUGCCAAAGGUUGGCUGCCAAACAAGAUUCCUCAGAUGCCAAACCUACCCAGCAUGCCGAACAUGCCCAAGGUACCCAGCUCUGUAUCCUCGCUGGGCAAUGUAUCUAUGCCUAGUAUGAGGAUCUGGGGCAAGAAGGAUGGCGAUGCACAAGGAGAGGUUGAGAAGCAGGGAAAGGACACCGCUGAAGGGAAGGAGGAUUCUGCAGAACAAAACGAAUCGAAGGGUGAGCCCAAGGAAACAACUGAUGAUAGAGAAGAGUCUGCCCAAAAUGUGGAGGCGGGAAGUGAAAAGAAGUCAGGUUAG
This is a messenger RNA of Fusarium poae, 1776 nucleotides long. RefSeq lists its product as uncharacterized. The coding region runs from base 1 to 1776 and encodes 591 amino acids. The transcript is spliced from 4 exons. The record is from RefSeq and is a predicted model, not a curated record. Lineage: Eukaryota; Fungi; Ascomycota; Sordariomycetes; Hypocreales; Nectriaceae.